AUGUCCAGAGAGCGACUAGUGCUUGAUGAUGGCCACAACCUUUUAGUGUUAGCCAGGUUGGAGGCAACCGGCUUAAAGACAGUAAGCGGCUACUCAUCUGCAUACGACGAUAAAUUUCCCGCAACGCUGGACGGAACCAUCUCACGACGGGAGUUUAAGUUUUGCAUUGAUGUACUCAAUCAGACAGUUGAAGAUUACUUUCCGUGUCUACCGUGUUUUGGAUGUGGAUACUUAUGGUGCAUUACAACCUGUGGAAUUUCACUCUGCUUGUCAGACCCUUGCACCAAACAGCUAUCUGACAAUAUGGAGCUUGUGCUACGUCGGCUUAAUAACAGAGAAGAACUGCUUUAUCGAGGUAUCAUCUGGAGUCUUAAGCGAUCCAGACGAAAACACACAUCUUGGAUAGAAAUCUCUCAGCUCGUGUACGAGUGA
Messenger RNA from Plasmopara halstedii, 432 nucleotides. RefSeq names its product Golgin subfamily A member 7/ERF4. The coding region runs from base 1 to 432 and encodes 143 amino acids. Lineage: Eukaryota; Oomycota; Peronosporomycetes; Peronosporales; Peronosporaceae. The transcript is spliced from 3 exons. The record is from RefSeq and is a predicted model, not a curated record.